This is a messenger RNA of Aplosporella prunicola CBS 121167, 800 nucleotides long. RefSeq lists its product as uncharacterized. The coding region runs from base 220 to 720 and encodes 166 amino acids. The record is from RefSeq and is a predicted model, not a curated record. The transcript is spliced from 2 exons. Lineage: Eukaryota; Fungi; Ascomycota; Dothideomycetes; Botryosphaeriales; Aplosporellaceae.
CCAUGGGAUCAACGACCGCGAACGAGAGCUGCUGAAGCUGGUUGCUGACUAUGGCCGCAGGCGUGGCGUCCGCUCGCGCCAUGUCGUGCAUUAUUUGGGCGGGCAGAAUGCUAGAAGCGGUCGUGCGCGGCGGUAUGGUCGCACUAUUCUGGAGUAUGCGCCCCAUAGGGACUUGGCCACGUUUAUGGAUUGGUAUAUGCUUCCUACGCGGACGUGAGUAUGGCCUUUUUCACUGUUGUUUGGUUUUAUUUCUUACUAUCACUGCCUUACUUACCUUUACUCUCUAUAUCCCCCCCUAUUUCACUUUCGUCCUCUCUCCUCUCGCUUUCUCUUUCACUCUAUAUCUUCUUUCUUUUGAACGUAGCAGUAACAAUACUGACCGCCGCCCAGCAACCCAUACCCCAUCGUCCCGGAGCCAUUCUGCUGGCACCUCUUGCGCUCACUCGCCGAAGCCGCGCUCCUGCUCGAGUCCGGGCAGACAGACCCAGCACAGCUAGACGACCCAGAAUGGUCCUCCUUAUUCCACUACGACGUCAAGCCGCUGAACAUCCUGCUCGGCGCGCCCAACAGAGACCCUGGCUCGCAGUACUGGCAGCAGAACUACCCCACGCCCAUCCUGGCCGACUUUGGCGGCGUCGAGUCCUAUCCAAACCCCCAGGACCCGGACCAGAUCCCCGAAGCGUUCCUCGGGAGGCAGACCGAUGGGUACCGGCCUUUUGAAAACCUCCCCCUCUGGCGCCAACGCAACCUCAACAGCUUCCGCGAACGGAGCCCCAAGCGCGGCCCGCCCAACCCCGCCC